Messenger RNA from Rhinichthys klamathensis goyatoka, 1309 nucleotides. RefSeq names its product zinc finger BED domain-containing protein 4-like. The transcript is spliced from 7 exons. The record is from RefSeq and is a predicted model, not a curated record. Lineage: Eukaryota; Metazoa; Chordata; Actinopteri; Cypriniformes; Leuciscidae. Bases 506 to 1309 code for a protein of 267 amino acids.
UGAGCACUGCCCUCAAUCAUAGAUACCAACCACCAUCCAGGGAUGACAUGUCCAACACGUACAUACCCGCGUGGUAUUCUGUUAUAAAACAUAAUGUCAUCCAGGAGCUGGCGCAGGUCAGCAAAAUUGCAAUUACUUGCGAUGGAUGGACCAGCGUGGCACAGGACCACUAUCUAACAGUGACUGUCCAUUACAUUUACAAAGGCAGCAUCCAGCAGAAAGUGCUGAGCACUGAAGCAGUUUAUGAGUCCCAGACAGGGCCAGUGGUGGCACAGGAAAUCCACAACAUUCUUGAGGAGUUCAAGUUGACUGGAAAAGUCAUAGCUGCCACAGUAGACAACGCUUACAACAUGGAUGUUGCCCUGAGAAACCUGAAAUUUUUAAAAGUUGGGUUUUGCCCACACACUCAACCUGGCAGCACAGAAGGUGUACGGCAUCCAAGCUGUGACUAGGUGUUGUGCAAAGAUUCACACAUGAAGUGGUGGUGUGGCUGAAGCGCUCCACCAUGAGCAAAACUGUCCUGAGAGAGAAACAGCGACUCCUCAAUUUGCCAGAGCACAAUGUUAUCCUGGAUGUGAGGACUCGCUGGAAUUCUCUAUACCUCAUGGUGGAGCGGUUUGUGGAGCAGUUCCCUGCAAUCCAGGCAGCUUGCCUCGAUCAAAGGCUAAGGAGGCCAAUGGAAAGGGACAGACUAGAAAGGCUUACAGAGAGUGAUUUCGAGAAGGCAGAGGAAUUCAUGAAAUGCAUGAAAAUAUUGUACACCUCAACCCUCUGCGUGUCAAGUGACAAGUCCCCCACAUGCAGCCAAAUCAUCCUGAUCCUCACAAAGCUGGAGGCACACUAUUCAACCUCCGAUGAUGACAAUGUCUUUGUGGCUGCUAUAAAAGAGAAGGUCUGGGGAGAUCUCGAAAAAAGAUACCAGGAUCAAGACAUUCAGAAUUUCCUUCGGGAAGCCACAUUGAUGGACCCUCGCUUUAAAGGCAGGCUGGAAGUUGGUGUUGCAGAAGCUUGGGAUAGGCUUGAGAAAGCAGUGAUUCACAAUGCCACGGCAGCUCAGCUUCCAAUAGAGGAGGACCCUCAUCAGACUGAGGCAGGUGAAGAGGAGGACCAAGCAGGCAGACGUAUGUCAGCCUUGGAGCAGAUGUUUGAGGAUGAAGACCGAGAACUUCAUACAACUCAGACCACAAGCAGUGCCCUCUCCAUCACAGAGCAGGUCCAGAAAGAGAUAGAGAUCUACAAAGGCCUGCCAGCCAUCCCAUCUGGACAAGACCCUGUGGCCUGGUGGGGGGGCCUCAUCAACCCCCUCUGA